Heterotrigona itama is the source of this 2053-nucleotide messenger RNA. Lineage: Eukaryota; Metazoa; Arthropoda; Insecta; Hymenoptera; Apidae. The record is from the annotation of a GenBank genome assembly.
AAAUGUGACAGUUUGCAUUAAUUACGAAAAAAAAUUAAGAGGAAUCAUUUAUAAACUGCUAGGAUUCAGUGUUAGAUCUUUAGCUUUCGUUCUAUGUUCUGUAUAAGUAUUGUUCACGUAUAUAAAAAAUUUUUUUGAUUUCGUUUACAUUAGUGCCAGUAGUGAGUGUUUAAUUUCUUGCAAACUACUGUGAAUAUUAGAUUUAAAUUCAUUUGUGAACCUAAUCGAUAGUAUUAUCUUUGAAAUAUAUGCUCGUAAAAUGCAAAUUGGUGCGGAAUAUUGAAAUUAAUAAUUCUUGUUAAUAUUGAUAUGAAGCGUUUAGUUCCACCAUUCUGCCACAACGCGGCGCUAGUGUUUCUUACCCUGUGAAGCAGCUGAAUUUUCAUUUGCGAAAAAUACUAAUUUAGAGAAUUAAACUAUGAACUUUUGUAAUUGAUUCUUCUUAAUUAGAUCCUUGGCUUUCUUUCUAUACCCCGUUUGAGCCAUAAAAUGCAGAAAUAAGUACUUUUAAAAUUAGUUUGUAUCAGUUAGCUACCAACAGAUGGCGCCACCAUGUCCAAUUCGAACACUAUAUUAUGAAAAAAAAAUAUAUGAAGCAUUUUAUACUAAUGGGGGGGAAAAAAUCAUAUAAAGAAGAAUAAUUUGUGAACUUUUAUAAUUGUGGCAUCUGUUUUAGAUCGUUUUACGUGCCAUUUAUAUUCCAAUGUGCAUUAUUAAUUAUUUUCAAAUUUUGUUCAAUAGAUCAAGAGCCUAUUUCAAAUGUAUUUUAAUGUAUUCAUUUUCUCACGAACUACAUUGGAGUCAAUAUUGGAGUCAAAUUUAAUUAAAUUAAAUUAUUAUUUCAUUUCUCAUAGUUUUUAACUUAAAUUCAAAUAUAGGCGCUUUAAAAUUUAGCGCCAUCAUGUAUGGCUUAUGGGAGUAUAACCUAUAAUAGCGUUUAAGAAUUUGAGUAGCACGUGUGUCUUUUAUAAUCUGUGUGCUUCAUAAAUGUUUAAAUGAUCAGUACAGUAUCUCUUUGUAAAAUAUAGUGUAAUAUUUAAGAAUCAAAAUGCAGCACGACGAUUACUAAAUCACAGAAGUUCUGUCGCAAUGAAUAUAACCUCACGGGUCUAUGUAGUAGAGCAUCUUGUCCUCUUGCAAAUAGUCAGUAUGCAACGAUUAGAGAAGAAAAUGGUAUUAUCUAUUUAUAUAUGAGAACAGCAGAAAGAAUACAUUUACCAAAAAGUGCAUGGGAAAAGGUAAAACUUUCUAGGAAUUUUGAAAAGGCGAUGCAGCAAAUCAAUGAAAAUUUGCUGUAUUGGCCUGGUUUUGUAAAAGCAAAAUGCAAGCAAAGAUUUAUAAAAAUUACGCAAUAUUUGAUACGUAUGAGGAAAAUAAGGUUAAGAAGACAAAAGCAAAUUGUACCAAUUCAAAGGAAAAUUGAAAGAAGAGAAAGACGCAGGGAAGAAAAGGCUCUUAUUGCUGCAAGAUUAGAUACUGCAAUAGAGAAGCAACUUAUGGAAAGAUUAAAACAAGGCAUGUACAAAGAUGUUUACAACUUCCCACAAAAGGUAUUUGAUAAAGCUGUAGAAGCUGUGGAAGUUGAAGGUGAAAGUGAAGCUGAAAGUGAAGAAGAAGAAAAAGAACUAGAAAUUGAGAAAGAAGUGGAAUUAGAAUUAGAAGCAGAUGAAAGAGAAACAGAAAUAAAUACAUCUCAUUUUGUAGAAGCAGAAACUGACGAAGAAGAUGAGGAUGAUGAUUUUGAUGUUCACGAAAUAUCUAUGGAUUUAGUACCUGCAGCAAAGAAAAGUGCGAAAAAAUCUGUUGUCAAGAAACAGAAAUCCCAAAAGAAAACUCGUCCAAGAGUCGAAAUUGAGUAUGAGUUGGAGUCAGAAUUGUAUGAAGGGAAACAAGCGAGAUAAAUACUUUUAGUUAGGAUAUUUGUAAUUAUAUUUCUAAUAAAAUUUAAAAAUUGUUUUAUAUAUUCCACAAUGUGUACUGUUCCUAUUUAAUUUUUUUAUUUACAUAUUUUAGUAACUACGACCAUCAAUCAACAAUUAUUACAAUCACAUAA